Messenger RNA from Prosopis cineraria, 593 nucleotides. RefSeq lists its product as uncharacterized. The transcript is spliced from 3 exons. Lineage: Eukaryota; Viridiplantae; Streptophyta; Magnoliopsida; Fabales; Fabaceae. The coding region runs from base 65 to 334 and encodes 89 amino acids. The record is from RefSeq and is a predicted model, not a curated record.
CCUACCCACCAUACAUCAGAAGCAACACAGCCCUGCGAGCUCAGAAGUUCAGUUCAUAGCAGUAAUGGCAGGCACUCUCUUUCGUAUAUUCCUGAUCUUUCUAGGGCUCUCUCAACUUCUAUGCUUGAAAGCAGUCCCAAUUACAAGGACCGAAAGCCUUCUGCAAGUUCCAAAGGUUCAUGAUCUUGUUCCAGAAAAUAAGGACGAGGUCGUUGCUAAGGAUAACAUGCAGUGGAUGGUGGAGCCAAGUGCAGUGAGUGAGAGGAUGGACUUGGACCUUCAUGACUACUCACCAUAUGGACCUAAUACUCGUCAUACCCCAAGAGGAUCAUAAUGUGCGAAAUUAAUAUAUAUGUAUUCAUGUGUAUGAUUGUAAGGGUGCCCCUUGGCGCCUAGCUAUAAACUCAAUUUCUGUUAUCACUUAUAAGCAACAAUUUAGUGGGAUAUAUAUUUAGACUACAAUUAAGUGAUGUUAGUUAAUCUUGGAAUCACGAGCCUCUGUGCGUGUUCAAGAACUUGUUUAUGUAAACUCAUUCUCUAUCUAUCUAUGUUAAGAAUAUUGGGAUUAAUAAAUUUCACAUUUCCAACUUUAU